AGCCGCUAAAGCCAUUUCAGGCUUUGACUGUUCACAACAAAGCGCCCCUAAAGGAGCGUCGCUUUUACUCUCUCCUCAUCUAUAUAUAAAGAACACACCUUCCGUCUCCUUCCACCUUCAAUUAUCACACCGUAUUCUCUCUUCCUCUCUGAUUAUUACGUUAUGGUCAAGAUGGGUUUGAAACCCAACCCGGUAACUCCUAACCCGACCCACUAUAAUGCCAAAGAGAUUCGUUACAGAGGCGUAAGGAAGCGUCCUUGGGGCCGUUACGCCGCCGAGAUCCGAGAUCCGGGUAAGAAAACCCGCGUCUGGCUUGGCACCUUCGAUACCGCAGAGGAGGCGGCGCGUGCGUAUGAUAAGGCGGCGCGUGAUUUCCGUGGCGCUAAGGCGAAGACGAAUUUUCUUGAGCUGAAUGAGAAGGUGCUCUCCGGUGGAGGCGGUUUCGCGCGGAGCCCUAGCCAGAGCAGCACCCUUGACUAUGCUUCUCCUCCGGCGGUAGUUACACCGGCGACUGAUGGGAUUGUUCCACCUCGACUUGAGCUAAGUCUUGGCGGCGGUGGCGCGUGUUACCAGAUCCCAAUGGCGCGUCCUCUCUACUUUUUGGACCUUAUGGGGGUCGGAAACGGAGGUCGUGGUCAGCUUCCGGUGUCGUCGGCGUUUAGGUCGCCGGUGAUGCAGGUCUCUACGAAGAUGGCUUGUGGUGCCCAGAGCGAUUCUGAUUCUUCAUCGGUCGUUGAUUUCGAAGUUGUGAUGGAGAAGAGAUCUCAGCCGUUAGAUUUAGAUCUAAACUUGCUUCCUCCGGUGGAACAGGCCUGAGGUGUUGCCGGUUUCGCGCAUGCGUUUUUUGCUUUGCAGCUGAGAAAAUAAUUUCACGUAGUCUUUUUCUCCAGCACUCUAAAAUAAUUAUUAUCGGUUUUUAGAAAUUAUAUAAAUCGAGGGAGAAAAAGUAUAAUUCUUAGAUGACAUGUAUCGUUAUGUACAUAACCGGAGAUCUGAACUUUUGUUGUGCGCUUUUUUGCGACUUGGUUUUCACCAUGUUGUUUCUAUGCAUCUUUUCCUUCUGCAAUUUGUUUUUCCAAAUUUUCAAUUAUUAAUUUGGUAGUCUUCAUAAUGCUCAUCAAACUUCCAUGAUGUAAUUAUCAAUACUUGGAAGUUGGAACUACUAGGUACUAUCUAAUCAAUCAGCCGGCAUCUUUUAUUGGCAUUUUCUUUGUUUUGUUAGAGUGAUUAUUUACAAUGUCUGAGUAAAAAGGUGAAAUCACUUUUUUUUUUACCAAAAAAAAAUUGUGGUUGAAGUAUAGGAAAACACAGUUAAAAGUAUGAGUAGUUAAAAAAAAAGAAGUAUGAUUAUUAUUAAAAAGAAAGUUGUUUUUUACAAUGGUGGAAACUUUAAGCAGGCAGCCGGCGUAUUUGGGCCCAUUUUCUGUAUAUUUGAAAACUCUUCUCACUUACGUCAAUAAGUAGGGUCCAUGUACUGAUUAUGGGCAUCGUACUCCCUUUUGCGAACUUCCAAAUUUGUUGAGUUUUAAAAGAUGAACAUUAACACUCUUAUUAUUAGGUUCUGACAGAGCCUGUCCUAGAUUUGAUUUUGAAUCUGAUAUGAUAGAUUUUGCCUGAAGUUUACUGCCAGAAAAUUAUAAGAUUAGAGUAAUUAUAUUUUCUCAUUCAGAAAAAGAUAUCUACUCUGAUUAAUAUUUUGUUAUACCUGAGAACCCUACAUAUCUUGUUAAAAUCUCUACUGUGAAAAUUAACCGUUGAUAUCUCAAUAUUUUAUAAAAAUGGUAAACAAUUAUUUUAAAAUAUAAGAUUGAGUGGGUUCCGAGUUGAAUUGGACAAACAUAAGAUAACACUAUUCAUAAACUAACUGUGAAAUCUAUAAUCUUUAUUUUUGAAUAUUCAUUUCCUAGAGGGUUGCGGGUUAAUAUGAUUUAAAAAAAUCUGAGCUAAUUAAGACAGGUUGAUA
Brassica oleracea var. oleracea is the source of this 1963-nucleotide messenger RNA. Its product is annotated as ethylene-responsive transcription factor 4. Gene Ontology annotation, molecular function: DNA-binding transcription factor activity; DNA binding. The record is from RefSeq and is a predicted model, not a curated record. Gene Ontology annotation, biological process: regulation of DNA-templated transcription. Bases 163 to 816 code for a protein of 217 amino acids. The transcript has a single exon. Lineage: Eukaryota; Viridiplantae; Streptophyta; Magnoliopsida; Brassicales; Brassicaceae.